Heteronotia binoei (common prickly gecko) is the source of this 10439-nucleotide messenger RNA. It is a transcript of the gene COL6A3, whose product is annotated as collagen type VI alpha 3 chain. Gene Ontology annotation, molecular function: serine-type endopeptidase inhibitor activity; protein binding. The record is from RefSeq and is a predicted model, not a curated record. NCBI's taxonomy places the organism in Eukaryota, Metazoa, Chordata, Lepidosauria, Squamata, Gekkonidae.
AGCGCCCGGCCGCGAUGAGGAGCUGAUUCCCGAGCGCCGACACCCGCCCGUCGUGCCCCCCAGACGCUCCCGGAAUCCGGCGCCGCCGCUUGACUCAGGGAUCCCAAAACUGGUGCUUUGCAAAACUAGCCAGCCCACCAACCAAAGAAAAUGUGGAAACAUCGACAUUUACCCUUUGCAGCAAUCUUUUGUCUUUUAUUCUCAGGCUGUUGUUAUGUAGCUGAUGCCCAGACAAAAACUGAUGUCAAAAUCGGUGCCGCUGCUGAUAUAAUAUUUCUAGUGGAUUCCUCUUGGAGCAUUGGAAAGGAGCAUUUCCAACUUGUUCGAGAGUUUCUGUAUGAUGUUGUAAAACAAUUAGAUGUGGGUGAAAAUGAUUUUCGGUUUGGUCUGGUCCAGUUCAGCGGAAACCCACAUACCGAGUUCCAGUUAAACACGUAUCACGAUAUGCAAGAUAUCCUCACCCAUAUCUCGCACAUGACUUAUAUGGGGGGAGGAACCAAGACCGGAGAAGGAUUAGAGUACCUAAUUCGGAACCAUCUCACUAAAGUUGCUGGAAGCAGAGCGAGCGAUGGUGUCCCCCAGAUUAUUAUAGUCUUAACGGACGGACGAUCCCAGGAUGAUGUGGUCCUGCCAUCAUCGGUUCUUAAAUCUGCCGAUGUAAACAUGUUUGCCAUUGGAGUUCAGGAUGCAGUGGAAGGGGAAUUAAAGGAAAUAGCGAGUGAACCCCUUGAUACGCAUCUGUUCAACCUAGAGAAUUUUGCUGCUCUGCACGGCAUUAUAGGAGACUUAGUGGCCAGUGUUCAUUCAUCUGUGACUCCAGAAAUGGCUGGAGCCAAUGGAGUGAUUAAAGACAUUACAGCACAAGAAUCUGCUGACAUUAUUUUCCUUAUUGAUGGAUCAAACAACGUCGGCACCGCCACUUUUGCAGCCUUUCGUGAUUUUCUUGCAAAUUUUAUUGAAAGACUCUCAGUUGGAGCUGAGCAGAUACGCAUUGGGGUGGUGACGUAUAGCGAUCAACCCAGAACUGUGUUCUCCUUGGACAACCACACCAACAAAGCUGAUGUUCUAGAUGCAAUGAAAGCCCUUAGCUUCCUCGGUGGCGAGGAAGCUAACAUAGGGGAAGCGCUUGAGUAUGUGGUCCAAAACCACUUCACUCGAUCAGGAGGCAGCAGGGUACAAGAAGGGGUACCACAGGUUUUAGUGUUGAUAAGUGGCAGUGAAUCUAGCGAUGAUAUUAGAGAGGGAGUUUUAGCCAUCAAAAGAGCAAGCAUAUUCACAUUUUGCAUUGGGGUCCAAAAUGCUGACCAUGUAGAGCUUCAGCACAUUGCUACUGAUGGAAGCUUCGUGUUCAUUGCCUUGGACACUCGUAACCUUGACGAACUUCAAGAACUCUUACUUCCAAACAUUGCGGGAGUGGCCCAAAGGCUCAUUUUGUUAGAUGCCCCAACCAUUCUUACAGAAGUUACUGAAGCCAAUCAGAAGGACAUAGUCUUCCUGAUAGAUGGCACAACCAUACAGGGGAAUGCUCCCUUUAAUGGAAUUCGUGACUUCCUUUCCAAACUCAUCAACAGACUGGAAGUUGGAGCGGACAAGAUCCAAGUUUCAGUGGCGCAAUUUUCAGAUAACGUAAAACCAGAAAUCUAUUUCAGAACUGCCCAGGACAAAAAUGCCAUCGUUAGCAGUGUCAAGAAACUAAGACCAGUUGGUGGUAGUGUGCACAAUAUGGGCUCUGCACUGAGGUAUGUUAAAGACAACUUAUUCACCAGCGCCGUAGGAUGCAGGAUCGAUGAAGGUAUCCUACCCCUGCUGGUCCUUAUUACUGGGGGUAAAUCCAGAGAUGACGUCGCCCAACCAGCACAAGAGUUGAAAGGCAGAGGCAUAUUGGCUGUUGCUGUGGGAGCUCUGAAUGCGGAUCGUGCUGAACUGGAACAAAUCGCCUUCACUCCAAGCCUGAUAUUCACUGCCAGUGAUUUCCGCCCAGCUACCAUGCUGCCUCUUCUCCCUCAGGUCAUGACAAAUAUACGGACACUCUCUGGAACUCUUGUGGAAACAACAACAACAGAAGUUCUGGCAAACAAAAGGGAUAUCAUCUUUCUUUUGGAUGGAUCAGCCAACGUUGGAAAUGCCAACUUCCCAUUUGUCCGUGACCUUGUUGUGAGCCUAGUUAGGUUCCUUGAGGUUGGAAUUGAUGAUGUGCGAAUCGGCCUAGUGCAAUUUAGUGAGAACCCUAAAACUGAGUUCUUUUUAAACACUUUCCUAACCCAACCAGAAGUCCUUAAUCGCCUAAGUCAGCUGAGGCUCCAGGGGGGUUCAGUGCUGAACAUGGGCUCUGCCCUAGACUUUGUGCUUUCCAAUCAUUUCACUGAAGCCGGUGGGAGCAGGAUAGAUGAAAAUGUUCCUCAGGUUCUAGUCUUCCUUGCGGCGGGGCCAUCUGCCGACUCCUUCCGACAGGCCGCUAACUCUUUAGCCCGCACAGGAGUGCUGACAUUCUGCAUUGGAGUUAGGAAUGCCGUUCGGUCAGAACUCCAACAGAUCGCAUUUAAUCCACAAAUGGUGUACUUUAAGGAUGAUUUCAGUUCUCUGGCAGCUUUACCGCAAGACAUGAUUAGGCCGCUAAUGACAUACGUUAGCGGGGACGUGGAAGAAGUCACUAUUCCAUCUGCAGAAAGCAAGAAAGAUAUCUUAUUCUUGAUCGAUGGCUCAGUAAACUUUUCAGGUCAGUUAUCUGUUAUUCGAGAUUUCCUGACCCGCAUUAUUACUGACCUGGAUGUGAAGCCAGAAGGCAUCCGCGUGGCCGUGGCGCAAUUUAGUGACAAUGUACAAGUCGAGUUCAACUUCGAAGAGAUCCCAUCUAAGGGAGACAUCCUUCAGAAAGUGAGAAGAAUGAGGUUAAAGUUAGGGCGACCACUCAACAUUGGUGCUGCGUUAGAUUACGCCCUGAGGGAAAUCUUCGUGAGGAAUGCUGGGAGCAGGAUUGAAGAAGGAGUGCCGCAGUUCCUUGUUCUCCUGGCUGCUGGAAGGUCAAGUGACAAUGUGGAGCCUGCAGCCAAUGCCUUGAAACAAGCUAACAUUGUCCCUUUCGUGAUCAAAACCAGGAGUGCGUAUGCUGCAGAAUUAGAAAAAAUAGUUUAUGACCCUCAGUUCAUUCUAAGUGCUGAUUCCGUGACUAGAAUUGGAGACGUUCAACCUCAAAUAGUCAAUCUACUGAAAACCAUCGAAAUUGCACCAAGAGUGGUUGAAGUUCAGAAGAAAGACGUUGUGUUUCUGAUCGAUGGUUCGGAUGGCAUCAGACGUAGUUUCCCUUCAGUGGUGUCCUUUGUAGAAAACUUGAUUCAAACCUUUGAUGUAGGCCGGGAUGACAUUCGGGUUUCUGUAGCUCAAUAUAGCAAUGUUCCCAAAGUGGAGUUCCUCCUGAACGCCCACCCAGACAAGACCGAUGUGAUCAGUGCAGUCCGGCGCUUGUCUCCCAUGGGGGGCUCACCGCUUAACACAGGGGCCGCCCUUAACUACCUUCUACGCAAUGUGCUCACCAGCCAAAGUGGGAGCAGAGUGGCCGAAGGCGUCCCUCAGUUCUUGAUCCUGGUGACAGCGGGCAGGUCCAGAGAUGAUGUCACGAGGCCCGCCGCAGCUCUGAAGAGCGGUGGGGCUGUGCCCAUCGGCAUUGGCAUAGAGAAUGCAGACAUCUCUGAACUGCGGACCAUUUCUUUCAUUCCGGACCUUGCAAUCCUCGUUCCUGAGGUCAGACAACUAAGCACAGUACAGCAGUUGAUUUCGGAUAAAGUGAUUCGGUUGACCAGAGAAGAAAUAGAAACUAUGGAGCCUGUUUUAUUACCACCAAUUACAGUGGAUAGAAAAAGAGAUGUCGUAUUCCUUAUUGAUGGCUCCCAGUUUGCAGCCUCUGAAUUUUCUUCUGUCCGUCGUUUUAUUGAGAGCCUUGUAAGCAACAUGAACGUGGAUUCUGAUGCCACCCGGGUAGCUGUGAUUCAGUUUAGCGACGAUCCCAGAGUUGAGUUUCUGCUGAACGCGCACUCCAGCAAAGACGAGGUACAGAAUGCAGUGAGGAAUCUCAGACUCAAAGGAGGGAGACGAGUGAACGUUGGCUCUGCCCUAGAGUAUGUCGCAAGAAACAUCUUUACAAGGCCUUCAGGAAGCCGUAUAGAAGAGGGAGCACCACAGUUUCUAAUCCUCUUCUUCUCUCGCCCGUCUGAUGAUGAGGUAGAGGACCCUGCGAUCCAAAUCAAACAAGUUGGGGUGGCACCAUUGGUUGUUGCGAAAAACGUGGAUACCGAGGAACUGGUGAAAAUAGCUCUUAGUCCUGAAUAUGUGUUCCAAGUGUCAACUUACCAGGAUCUUUCUAGUUUGGAACAGAGAUUUCUGUCCGCUGUUACAACACUCACUACGCAGCAGAUACAAACACUCAUAGAUGAAACACGUCCUGCUCCAGAUAUUGACAUUGAGGCAAAGGACAUAGUCUUCCUGAUUGACACCUCUACUCCUCUUGGGAGAGACAACUUUGCUCACAUUCGAGAUUUCAUUUUGCGUUUUGUCCAGCAGUUGGACGUUGAAGAAAACAAAGUGAGAGUCGGUGUGGUCCAGUUCAGCAAUGAUGUGUUCCCAGAGCUCCUUUUAAGAGACUCCAAAUCCAAAAGUGGCGUGAGUAAUGUUAUACGGCGCUUGCGAUUAAGAGAAGGAGCUCCCCUGAACGUUGGGAAAGCGCUGGAUUACGUUGUGAAGAAUGUCUUUGUGAAGUCUGCGGGAAGCAGGCGAGAAGAUGGCGUCCCUCAGCAUUUAGUUCUCCUUCUCGGAGGGAGAUCCCAGGAUGACAUCAGUAGACCCUCCAUUGCUCUGCAGGGGCUUGGAAUAAAAAGUCUGGGUGUAGGAGCAAGAAAUGCAGAUGGUGCCGAACUGCAGAGGAUAACCGGUGCUCCCGGAAAGGCAUUUGUUUUCAGAGAGUUUACAGAACUCCCAGCAACAGCGAGCAGGAUCUUUUUGUCAUUCCAGGAGCUUCCAGAACCACCAACGGAACCUGAAGUUCCAAUUGUUGAUGAUAGAAAACAAGCAGACCUCGUGUUUAUACUGGAUAGCUCCAUUAACUUUGGAAGUGAGAAUUUCCAACAAGUGACUGACUUCGUAGCGGGCAUAGUUGACGCCAUUUAUGAAGAAAGGGAUUCCAUCCAAGUUGGCUUAGUCCAGUACAACUCGGAUGUGAGCGACGAAUUCUUCCUGAAAGACUUCCCCAAGAAAGAGCAGAUCAUCGAGGCGAUUGAAAAAGUCAGGUACAAAGGUGGCAUCGUCUCCAAUGCUGGCGCCGCCAUCAGGCAUGUCCAAGCAAAGCACUUUGUGAAGGAGGCCGGCAGCCGGGCCGAGCAGAAGGUCCCCCAGAUCGCUUUCAUUAUCACUGGAGGCAGGCCGGACGACGAUGCGUACGCAGCUGCCACGGCGCUGGCACGGACGGGCGCCAAGGUCUUUGCGGUUGGGGUGAAGAACAUUGACAUGGGGGAAGUCACCCAGCUCUCCAGCGACAGCACCACGGCCUUCCGGUCUCCGACCACUGUUGCCCUGUCGGACUUGAACGAGGCCGUCUUGGUCACGAUGGCCGAUGUCAUGAAGCAGCAGCUGUGUCAAGUCGUGGGGGAAGUCUCAAGAGACUGCAAUCUGGACAUUAUACUUGGAUUUGACGUCUCAGAUGUUGGGCCACAGCAAAGUAUAUUCACUGCGCAGAGGGUGCUGGAGACGAAGGUUGAGGACAUUCUAAACAGGAUCUCUCAAAUUCAGAGAAUUAGCUGCACUCCCAACCAGACCCCUUCAGUACGGGUGGCUCUUCUGGCACAGACUCCCUCUGGAGUAGUGGAGGCGUUUGACUUUUCUGAGUACCAGCCAGAGUUGUUUGAAAAGUUCCAAGCCAUGCACACCCGGGGUCCGUAUGUUUUAACUGCUGGGACUCUCAAAUCUUAUCAGAAUAAAUUUGUAACGUCUCCCACUGGAAACGUGAAGGUGGUGAUACACUUGACCGAUGGCAUCGAUGGCUCCCGGGAACAGUUACAGGCUGCAGUCACUGAUCUAAAGAAAGAAGGGGUCAAGGCUUUCAUUCUUGUUGGGCUGGAACGAGUAGUAAACUUUGAGGAUGUUAUGAAGCUGGAGUAUGGACGUGGUUUCACUUAUAACCGGCCUCUCCGGGUUAAUCUUCAGGACUUGGAUUUUGAGUUGGCAGAGCAACUGGACAAUGUUGCAGAAAGAGCAUGCUGUGGGGUUCCAUGCAAAUGUUCUGGACAACGUGGGGACAGGGGAUUACCGGGUACAGCAGGACCAAAGGGAGCCCCAGGAGAAGAUGGCUACAGAGGCUAUCCAGGAGACGAAGGUGGGCCGGGAGACCGUGGACCUCUGGGGAUCAAUGGAACUCAGGGAUUUCAAGGUUGUCCUGGUGAAAGAGGAGCGAAGGGCAAUCGUGGAUUCCCAGGUGAAAAGGGUGAACUGGGAGAGAUUGGUCUGGAUGGAAUCGAUGGAGAAGAAGGAGACAGAGGCCAUCCAGGUUCUCCUGGGGAGAGGGGAAACGCUGGCAGGAGAGGUGACAAAGGAGGCAAAGGAGAGCAAGGAGAACGAGGAGACCGUGGACUGCGAGGAAACUCGGGUGCACCCGGAGGCGAUAGCACUCAAAGAGGACCCAGAGGCCAGAAGGGUGAACUUGGACCAAUGGGCGAUCCUGGAGCAGAUGGACCGGCAGGUGCCCCAGGAGGACCUGGAAGAAAUGGAGGACAGGGCAGAAGAGGACCCCCUGGCAUCAAAGGAAACAGAGGUUCUCCAGGCCCACAAGGGUCCGUGGGAGAACAGGGUACCAGAGGGCCACAGGGACCACCUGGCCAGGCUGGAACUCCAGGUCUUCGAGGAGAACAAGGCAUCCCUGGCCCAAGGGGUGGAGGAGGUCCACCCGGGGCUGGCGGAGAACGUGGCAGGCUCGGUCCACUUGGCAGAAAGGGUGAGCCCGGAGAUCCUGGUCCAAAGGGGCUUGCUGGUCCUCCUGGGCCACGAGGAGAGACGGGAGAUGACGGGCGUGACGGCGUAGGGAGGGCAGGAGCUAAAGGCAGACGGGGAGAACCAGGGUUUCCAGGAUAUCCAGGGCCGAAGGGAACAUCUGGAGAUCGAGGUGGUGUCGGCGAUCCUGGCCCCAAAGGAAACAGAGGCCACAGGGGAACCCCAGGAGAGCCUGGCAUACGAGGUCAAAAAGGAGAGAGAGGAUAUGGAGGACCAACUGGACAUAAGGGGGACAGAGGAGAAUCAAGAGAUCAAUGUGCCCUUGUGCGCAACAUCAAAGAUAAAUGCCCUUGCUGCUAUGGCCCAAGGGAAUGCCCAAUUUAUCCAACAGAAUUGGCCUUUGCUAUAGAUACUUCUUCUGGCGUAAGCGGGGACAUUUUCAACAGAAUGAGGCAAGCGGUGCUGGCGAUCGUUAAUGACCUCACCAUCGCCGAGAGCAACUGCCCUCGCGGUGCCCGCGUCGCUUUGGUUACGUAUAACAAUGAAGUCACCACAGAGAUCCGUUUUGCUGACUCUCGCAAGAAAUCCCAUCUCCUGAAACAGAUCGAGGCCCUCCGAGCCGUACAGACCACCAAGCAGCGCAGCUUGGAGACGGCCAUCUCCUUCGUCGCCAGGAAUACCUUCAAACGGGCUCGCAGCGGCUUCCUCAUGAGGAAGGUGGCAGUCUUCUUCAGCAACGGAGUCACAAGAGCAUCUCCGCAACUCAACGAAGCCAUGAUGAAGCUUUAUGAUGCGGGGGUUGUGCCUGUGUUCCUCACAAGCAGAGAUGACCGGGCCCUUGUGAACGCACUGCAGAUCAACAACUCUAUAGGUGGCCAGGUGAUCACAUUUUCUGGGGGUCCAGAUCAAAUAAACCAGACUAUUAGGAGAGUAAUAACGUGCCAUGUUUGCCUGGACGUAUGUGAUCCUGAUCCCGGCUGCGGCCCACAAAGGCCCUCCUUUAGCAGAGACAGGCGGGCAGCUCCGACGGAUGCCGACAUCGACAUGGCUUUCAUCCUGGACAGCUCGGAGAGCACCAGUCCUCUGCAGUUCAGAGAGAUGAAGAAGUACAUCGCCUACAUCAUCAGCCAGCUGGAGAUGAGCCCCGAUCCGAAGGCAUCCCUGCACCACGCCCGGGUCGCCGUCGUCCAGCACGCUCCUUAUGAACAUGCAUCCAAUGCGAGCGCAUCCCCUGUCAGCGUCGAGGUGUCCCUGACAGAUUAUAGCUCCAAAGACAAGCUGAUGGAUUUCAUCGGGAACCAGAUGGUGCAACUGCGGGGCACCAGGGCUGUGGCGAGUGCCAUUGAACAUACCAUAAGGCUCAUUUUUGAGGGGGCGCCAAAUCCCCGAGACCUCAAAGUUAUUGUAUUGAUGAUAACAGGAGAGGUGAAAACCCAGGAGCUAGAGCGCCUUCAAAGAGUGGUCGUGGAAGCUAAAUGCAAAGGGUACUUCUUUGUCAUCCUCAGCAUGGGCAGGCAGGUGAACAUUCGGAGCAUUUACAGCUUGUCCAGCGAGCCCAACGACGUCUUCUUCAAAUAUGCAGACACGUCGGAGCUCCACGAAGAGCCUUUGCUGCGCUUUGGAAAUCUCUUGCCAUCUUUCGUCAGCAGUGAAAAUGCCUUCUACCUGCCCCCAGAUGUCAGAAAACAAUGUGAUUGGUUCCAGGGUGACCAGCCAGUUAAAAAAUUGUCCAGAGACCUAAAUAUUCCAAGCAAUGUUACUGCUGCACCCACUACAUCAACAACAACAACAACAAAACCUACAAUUACAGUAGUGAAGCAUGUGGGUGAAGUCCAGGUCACAGACAUCACUGAAAACAGCGCUAAGCUGCGCUGGGUGGAACCGGAGCCUCAGCCUGCCUCCAUCUAUGAUGUCACCAUCACCUUGGCACAUGACCACUCCUUAGUUCUGAAGCUCAACCUAACUGGCACUGAACGAGUCAUUGGUGGCCUUGGAAGUGGACAGAAGUACCACGUCCUGGUCAUAGGCUACCUCAAUGCACAGGCCAGAUCAACCUUCACAGGAACAUUUAGCACAAAGGUCAUGCCCUUGCCCAAGUUGCCUUCACCUGCAGUAGCCAAUCUGAUGGUGAACACUGAGCCGCUGGAAGAGCCAAGGACAGAUCCUUGCUUGCUGGAUCUUGACAUGGGGACACAGUGCAAGGAAUAUCAGGUUAAGUGGUUCUUUGACUACAAAAACAAGAUCUGCACCCAGGUUUGGUAUGGUGGGUGUGGCGGUAACGCCAAUAGAUUUGACACAGAAGCUGACUGCAUUAGCAGAUGCUUGAAGCCAUCAGAGGAGAAAACCAUGCCACUUCCUGUCCUUCAGAAAAGUCACCUGUCAGGACAGAAAGUGCUCAAGAUGAAGUUAUCCAGGAGAAAAAUUUUCAGAAGGAAAUUGGAAAAAACAGCAAAAAGGAUAGGAAGAGAAGCCAGAAGUAUUUGCGACUUGAAAAAAGAAGAAGGGACCUGCAGGGAUUUUGUCCUAAAGUGGUAUUAUGACGCAGAGAGGAGAAGUUGCACUAGAUUCUGGUAUGGUGGCUGUGGUGGAAACGACAACAGAUUUAACACGCAGAAAGAAUGUGAAGUCACCUGCAUUUUAGGUCAUGUCAUUCCUGGUGUUGUGACAACAGUAGAAACUUAAACGAGAGCAGAACAUCAACAGAUACCUCGAAGAGAACCAGGAGUCAGCCAUUGCCAACAUAGCCCUCGUAGACGCUAAGGGUGUAGACUACCUUGCACUGUGCUAUCUCAUGCUUCAUGUUCAAAGCAAACCUUGAAGAAAGAGUUUUGCUGCACGACUUUUAUCAAUAUGGUGCUAAAUUGUUUGUGGACUGAAUGCUAAAACGUGCUGGGGAUAUAAUCAAAUAACUUUCCAACAUUACGUACUAUUUACCCACCACAGAUCUAUUUUGUUUCAACAAACUACAGUUUCCUUUUGGAUCCCGGCAUUAUGCCUGAAACUUGGGCAAUGUAAAAAUUAGAAAAUAAGAAAUUGGGGCGGGGGGGGGGGGAGAGAUCACUGCAACUGUCAUGUACUUGCUUUUACAAUUUCCACAACUGAGCAUAACUUUAGAAGGAAAGCCUUACCUAAAAAGGAAGUCGCCGUUUCUCAAAUACAAGCAGUCCAAAUUUUCAUGGUGCCUUCACUCUUACUGGAUUAUGCCCUUUAGUAACUCUCUUUUACUCAUAUGUGAUCAAUCAAACUAGGGGAAAAAAUGCAAUCUUUCUUAAUAACGGAUGCACUGCAGGGACCAACGACUGAAUUAAAGAAUUUUUAAAACACGAUGUAGAAUGUUUUUGGCAAUCCUCUAUUGUUGUGUGUUUUAUAUAUAUUUUUUGCAGGGGUGGGGAUUCUGAUUUUAAUGUGGUUUUGUUUCUAGGAUUUCUAUACAAAAGAACUUUUAAAUAAAGUUUAAUUGUGAUUUUGAA